This is a messenger RNA of Sphaerodactylus townsendi, 1828 nucleotides long. It is a transcript of the gene GSTK1, whose product is annotated as glutathione S-transferase kappa 1. The transcript has 8 exons. The record is from RefSeq and is a predicted model, not a curated record. Gene Ontology annotation, biological process: glutathione metabolic process. The coding region runs from base 140 to 835 and encodes 231 amino acids. Gene Ontology annotation, molecular function: glutathione peroxidase activity; glutathione transferase activity. Gene Ontology annotation, cellular component: mitochondrion; peroxisome. Lineage: Eukaryota; Metazoa; Chordata; Lepidosauria; Squamata; Sphaerodactylidae.
CGCGUUCUCACGUGAUUCAGCAUUUGAGCAAAAGCGGAGCAAAGGUCGGAGGAGCGUGGGCAGUGCGUGUCGCUUUUCUCCUUUCGCGUGUUUCUGCAGUCCCCGCUCGCAGAUUCGUCUGCCCGCCGAAGGAGGGUUGAUGGCGGCCGUCCGGGAAGGCUUGGGGAGGAGCAAGAAGUUGGUGGAUUUGUUCUACGACGUGGUGUCUCCCUACUCCUGGCUUGCGCUGGAGGUUCUAUGCCGGUACCAGUCCAUCUGGAACAUCGAGCUGCGUUUGCGGCCCACAUUCCUUGGUGGGAUCAUGAAGGAAACAGGUAACCAGCCCCCAGCAAUGGUUCCCAAAAAAGGCGAGUACAUGAAUAAGGACCUCCCUCGGUUGGCAAAGUUCUACCAAUUGCCGCUGCAAGCCCCAAAGAAUUUCUUCGAGACCGUUAUCAAAAAGGGCAGUCUGCCCGCUAUGCGCUUUGUUACUGCUGUGGACAUUGCGCAGCCACAGUUUGUGGAGUCUGUGUCUAGAGAACUUUGGAUGCGCAUUUGGUGUCGAGAUGAAGACAUUUUCCAAGCAGAGAGUAUUUUGGCAGCAGCAGAGCAAGCAGGUAUCCCCUUGGAUCAAGCCAAGAAGCUCCUGGAAAUGAGUGCCUCAACUGAGGUGAAGAAUCGCCUGAAAACGACCACUGAUGAAGCACUGAAAUAUGGGGCAUUUGGCCUGCCCUCUUAUGUGGCCCACGUGAAUGGCGAGCCUCAACUUUUCUUUGGUUCUGAUCGCUUGGAACUCCUGGCAAGCAUUUUGGGAGAGAAAUGGUUGGGGCCAGUGCCUACAUCUGCCAAGCUCUAACUACAAGAAAUCGGAAGAACAGUAGUAGGGUACAACUAAGCAAGAAGACAGACUUUGAAGCAUUGGCCGUACCAGCUUCCACAGAUUCCGCCCAGGAGGGCUGAUGGGCGGAGCAUACCCUUUUAGUCCAGGAUAGAAUGACACAAGACAGCACAGCACCUGCGCAGCUCCCCACCCAUGCAGAAAGCAACAAAACGACCACCUCCAACUGCAGUGUAACUCACAUGGGUCAGUUGCACAUCUGUUCUCAAGUGCUCUUGACCUGUGACCCAGAGGACACAUGGUUCGGGUCAGUUUGCAUCAGCAAGUCUGGAUUUCCUAGAACGUGUUAAUGUGGGGGCUUUAGUGGGUUCCCACAUGACCUAUUGUGCCUUGUUUCCCAAAAGUUUGAGUAUAGCCAGUCGAGAACCACCAGCGGCAACUACCAUGACCAGGAAAUGUACAUGAUCUGUCUCAGAAACCUCCUCCAGGCAAACUAGGUGUUGAGAGACUUGCUCAUCUUGUGGGAUGAGACAGCAGUGGAAAGAGGAUGAGAUUGACCCAACUUCCUGGCCUGUCACGGUUUUGAGGAAAGACUAGACAAGCAGAUGUUCUCUGCAGUAGUUGAAAGUUCUCUGGUGGUAGGGAGAAAGAUUGGCUCCUGGUACCCUUGAGUCUGCUGGCUCGCUUUACCAACCUGCUUCAGGCACUGUUGACAAAAAAUAAAAUUGGUUGGUGGAUUGAAGGGGAUUGUCAAUUUUUAUAAAAGGUUGCAUCUCUGUGCCCACGUGACCACAGAUACCCUCUUCCCUUGCCUGCCUGCCUGUGUCUUUUAAUUUUUAUUCAAUAAUGUGACCUUUAAAUGUGAAAUGGUUUCAUUUGAUUGAAUAACAGCUGAGUCUGUUUUAUUGCUAAGAACCUUCCUGUCAGUUGACUUUUCUGUAACCUUUUUCUUAAUUUGAGAUAAUUCCCAUAUGUUUUGCAUAAUAUUAAUAAAUCAUUCUCUCAGCUCUA